Messenger RNA from Nicotiana attenuata, 495 nucleotides. RefSeq lists its product as uncharacterized. The coding region runs from base 17 to 358 and encodes 113 amino acids. NCBI's taxonomy places the organism in Eukaryota, Viridiplantae, Streptophyta, Magnoliopsida, Solanales, Solanaceae. The transcript is spliced from 2 exons. The record is from RefSeq and is a predicted model, not a curated record.
UAUAAAUCAAACAAUUAUGAAAAAUCAGUUUCAUGAAUUAACACUUGAGGAAUUUCUUGAAGAGAUAACUAGACAAGAACAAAGUUUUUUCAAGAAAAAAGCAGCUGAAUCUGAGAAAUCUUAUGUUACUGAAAUGUUUGGUGAACUUUAUUUUAGAGAAAAUUCUGAGUCAUCUAUAAGUCACCUUUUUCCUCCAAUGCCAAAACCUUCUUCUCCUAAUAAUGAAAAUGCUAAUAAAGCAUUUAUUUCAGAAGCCGAGUUUGAGAAAAUUAGUAUAAGUGAGAAGCUCCCAAAUGGUGACAUUGCUCUGCAUGUGAAUGAGAUGCAAAUAGGAGAGAAGAAUCAAAAGCUUAAUUAGAAGGAGGAAGAAUAUGGUAAGAAUGUGGCAGCUUAGAAUAGUUAAAAAUAAGUGGACAAACUAUAAUGUAGCUGUAAAAUAAAUGAAGUCAAUGUUCUUGGUUUAAUGGAGUCAAUGUAAAGCAUGUUUAAUUUGUA